CUCACGUUUUUUUUUAUAACACCCCACUCAAUCCAGCACCCCCACUCCCCUCAAAACCGCCACGCGAUGAUCGGAACCGCUGUCCCCGCCACCGCGGCAACCCUCGUGGUCGUCCUCCUCCUCACCUCCGGUGGCAUCUGCCGUCUUGCUGUCGACGCCCGCGAGCCUUUCGCUUGCGACCCGAAGGACGAGAGGACGAGGGGUUUCCCCUUCUGCCGCGCGUCGUCCCCGAUCCCGGAGAGAGCGAGGGACCUGGUCGGGUGGCUCACAUUGCAGGAGAAGGUGAAGCUGCUGGGGAACACCGCGGCCGCGGUCCCGCGGCUGGGGAUCAGGGGCUACGAGUGGUGGUCGGAGGCGCUCCACGGGGUCUCGAACGUGGGGCCGGGGACCCAGUUCGGCGGCGACUUCCCCGGCGCCACGAGCUUCCCUCAAGUGAUCACGACCGCCGCUUCCUUCAACGCUUCGCUGUGGGAAGCGAUUGGGCAGGUAGUGUCUGACGAGGCGAGAGCGAUGUACAACGGAGGCAUGGGCGGGCUCACCUACUGGAGCCCCAACAUCAAUAUCCUGCGCGACCCACGCUGGGGCCGGGGACAGGAGACUCCCGGCGAGGACCCCAUCGUGGUUGGCCGCUACGCCGCCAGCUACGUGCGAGGGCUACAAGGGAGCGACGGCAGCGGCCGGCUGAAGGUGGCGGCCUGUUGCAAGCACUUCACGGCCUACGAUCUCGAUAACUGGAACGGGGUCGAUCGCUUCCACUUCAACGCGCGGGUGAGCAAACAGGACAUGGAGGACACGUUCAAUGUCCCGUUCAGGAUGUGCGUGAUGGAAGGGAAGGUGGCCAGUGUGAUGUGCUCGUACAAUCAAGUCAAUGGAGUCCCGGCCUGCGCCGACCCUAAUCUCCUCAGGAAAACCGUCCGCGGUGCGUGGCGGCUCGAUGGGUACGUGGUCUCCGAUUGCGAUUCGGUCGGGGUAUUCUAUGACAAGCAACACUACGCGUCCACGCCGCAACAAGCCGUUGCCGAUGCGAUUAAAGCAGGACUAGAUUUGGAAUGUGGCCCGUUCCUCGCUACGCACUCGGGGGAAGCGGUGAGAGGCGGCCUGUUGAACGAAGCCGAAGUCGAUGGCGCUUUGCUUAACACACUGACGGUCCAAAUGCGGCUGGGGAUGUUCGACGGCACGCCGUCGGCCCAACCGUACGGCACGCUCGGUCCGAAUGACGUGUGCACCCCGGCCCAUCAGGAGCUCGCCCUUGAAGCCGCUGGGCAAGGCAUUGUCCUCCUCAAGAACCAGGGACCGACCCUCCCUCUCUCCCCUCGCCGCCACCGCACCGUCGCCGUCGUCGGCCCCAACUCGGAUGUCACUGUCACGAUGAUUGGGAACUACGCCGGUGUUGCAUGUGGAUAUACAACUCCUCUUCAAGGAAUUGGCAAGUACACAAACACGAUACACCAACAAGGUUGCGUGGACGUAGCUUGCCACGACGACAAGCUAUUCGGAGCAGCGAUUGAGGCGGCACGCGGAGCCGACGUGACGGUCUUGGUGAUGGGGCUCGACCAGAGUAUCGAGGCCGAGUUCAAGGACAGGGACAGUCUCCUCUUGCCGGGACGACAGCAAGAGCUCGUGGCGAAGGUGGCCAUGGCCUCCAAGGGUCCGACCGUACUAGUCUUGAUGUCCGGUGGUCCUGUCGACAUCUCCUUUGCUAAGAAUGAUCCACGGGUGGCCGCCAUUUUGUGGGCCGGUUACCCCGGCCAAGCUGGCGGUGCGGCCAUUGCCGAUAUCUUGUUCGGGUCAACCAACCCAGGAGGAAAACUACCUAUGACAUGGUACCCACAAGAUUACCUAGCAAGCGUACCCAUGACCGUGAUGGACAUGAGGCCCACGGGAUCGAACCUUUACCCGGGGAGGACCUACAGAUUCUACCAAGGCCCGGUAGUGUACCCGUUCGGCCACGGGAUGAGCUACACCCAGUUCGUCCACACGAUCGCCGCCGCUCCCGCGGCGGUGGCCGUCCCCCUCGACGGCCGCCGGCCGGCGAACGCCACGAACUCCGGUAGGGCCGUGAGGGUCACGCACGUCCGGUGCGCCAGGCUCUCUCUCGGGGUCCAGCUGGACAUCACGAACGCCGGGGCGAGGGACGGGGCCCACACGGUGCUCGUGUACUCCACGCCCCCGGGAGGCGGUGGUGGGAGCUGGGUGCCGCAGAAGCAGCUGGUGGGCUUCCAGAAGGUCCAGGUGGCGGCGGGGGCCCGCGAGAGGGUCCAGAUCAACAUCCACGUGUGCAAGUACUUGAGCGUGGUGGACAGGCUCGGCGUUAGGAGGAUUCCGUUGGGGGAGCACAGGCUUCAUAUUGGGGAUGUCAAGCACUCGGUGUCGCUUCAAGCUGAGAGACUCUAGGAGCGAUCAAGACUCGAGAGGAAUUUGC
This is a messenger RNA of Rhodamnia argentea, 2422 nucleotides long. Its product is annotated as probable beta-D-xylosidase 2. The transcript has 7 exons. Gene Ontology annotation, molecular function: alpha-L-arabinofuranosidase activity; xylan 1,4-beta-xylosidase activity. Bases 67 to 2394 code for a protein of 775 amino acids. The record is from RefSeq and is a predicted model, not a curated record. Lineage: Eukaryota; Viridiplantae; Streptophyta; Magnoliopsida; Myrtales; Myrtaceae. Gene Ontology annotation, biological process: xylan catabolic process; arabinan catabolic process. Gene Ontology annotation, cellular component: plant-type cell wall.